Molecule: messenger RNA, 2490 nt
Organism: Puntigrus tetrazona (Sumatra barb)
Lineage: Eukaryota; Metazoa; Chordata; Actinopteri; Cypriniformes; Cyprinidae
Gene: hnrnpr
Product: heterogeneous nuclear ribonucleoprotein R
Exons: 12
Coding region: 166-2061 (631 amino acids)
Cellular component (GO): ribonucleoprotein complex; nucleus
Molecular function (GO): mRNA binding
Source: RefSeq, a predicted model, not a curated record
AAGUGGCGCUGUUGUUUGAGCGACGGGACCGUCUCGCUCUGUCUCGUGGCUCGGUCUGAGGAGGUUUUACCGUGUCUCGUUCACAUACAAAGACGUGAGAUCCUCCAGAGGUUCUUCUGACUUCUUGUGAGGUUGUUGGUGUGAUAAUGAGGGUGUUGUAGAGUAAUGGCUGCUGAGGUGAAUGGCAGCUCCAGUCUGCUGAAAGAAGAAGAGGAGCCCAUGGAUGUGACGGCCACACACUCAGAGAACUACCAGACUCUGCUGGACGCUGGUCUGCCUCAGAAGGUGGCCGAGAGCCUGGACAACAUCUUCCAGACGGGGCUGGUGGCGUACGCAGAUCUGGACGAGCGGGCGCUGGACGCGCUGCGAGAGUUUAACGAGGAAGGAGCACUGUCUGUGCUGCAGCAGUUCAAGGAGUCUGACCUUUCACACGUGCAGAACAAGAGCGCCUUCCUGUGUGGCGUGAUGAAGACGUACAGACAGAGAGAAAAGCAGGGCAAUAAAGUGCAGGAGUCCACGAAAGGCCCCGACGAGGCCAAGAUAAAGGCUCUGCUGGAGAGGACGGGAUACACUCUAGACGUCACCACAGGCCAGAGGAAGUACGGCGGCCCUCCUCCAGAGGAAGUGUUCUCCGGCCCUCAGCCCGGCAUCGGCACCGAGGUGUUUGUGGGGAAGAUCCCGCGGGACCUGUACGAGGAUGAGCUGGUUCCUCUGUUUGAGAAGGCCGGCUCUAUCUGGGAUCUGAGGCUGAUGAUGGAUCCUCUCACAGGACAGAACCGAGGAUACGCUUUCAUCACCUUCUGCAGCAAAGAAGCAGCACAGGAGGCUGUCAAACUGUGUGAUAACUACGAGAUCCGGUCGGGCAAAUAUCUGGGCGUCUGCAUCUCGGUGGCCAACAACCGUCUGUUCGUCGGCUCCAUCCCAAAGAACAAGACCCGCGAGAGUAUCCUGGAGGACUUCGGCAAGGUCACAGAGGGCCUGCAGGAGGUCAUUCUCUACACUCAGCCGGACGAUAAGAAGAAGAACCGUGGUUUCUGUUUCCUGGAGUACGAGGAUCAUAAGUCGGCGGCUCAGGCUCGGCGCAGGCUCAUGAGUGGGAAGGUCAAGGUGUGGGGGAACCCGGUGACCGUGGAGUGGGCCGACCCGGUGGCCGAGCCCGACCCGGAGGUCAUGGCCAAGGUGAAGGUGCUGUUCGUGAGGAAGCUGGCCACGCCGGUCACCGAGGAGCUGCUGGAGAAGACCUUCUCUCAGUUCGGCAAACUGGAGCGUGUCAAGAAGCUGAAGGACUACGCCUUCGUCCACUUCGAGGAGCGCGACGCCGCCGUCAAGGCAAUGCAGGAGAUGAACGGGAAGGAGUUGGGUGGUGAGGAGAUCGAAAUUGUGUUAGCCAAACCUCCAGAUAAGAAGAGGAAAGAACGACAAGCAGCCAGACAAACCAGCAGAAACACAGGGUAUGACGACUAUUAUUACUACCCUCCCCCCCGCAUGCCUCCUCCGGGGCGUGGCCGAGGCCGUGGGGGGCGGGGCGGAUACGCCUACCCACCCGAUUACUACGGUUACGAGGAGUACUACGACGACUACUACGGUUACGAUUACCACGACUACAGAGGUGGCUACGACGACCCCUACUACGCCUACGACGACGGCUACUCCAUGAGGGGGCGGGGCAGUGGGCGGAGUCGCGGCGCUCCUCCUUUGCCCAGAGCCCGCGCGGCUCCACCCACCCGUGGCAGGGGCGGGUAUCCCCCGAGAGGCGGGGCUCCCAUGGGCGGAGGGCGGGGCCGCGGUGGCGGGCGGGGCGGGCCCUUCCAGCCCCCCCGGGGCCGCGGCACCAGAGGCGCUCGAGGAAACCGCGGAGGGAACGUGGGCGGGAAGAGGAAGGCAGACGUGUUUAAUCAGCCGGACUCCAAACGCCGGCAGACCGCCAACCAGCAAAACUGGGGCUCGCAGCCCAUCGCCCAGCAGCCCCUGCAGCAGGGCUCCGAGUACGCCGCCGGAUACGGCUACAGCAACGACUCGCUCGAGUUCUCCCAGGACUCCUACGGCCAGCAGUGGAAGUAGCCCCGCAGCCCGCCCUCGUCCUGACAAACUAGACCGUGAUUGGCCAGCAGUGUUUGUUUGACUUUUCUAUCUUCCAAUAGCCCUGUAGAUUCUGUCCGUGGCCCCGUCGGGACGUUUGUCUUAAACAGACACAACACUUUUAUUCCCACAUCCACCUCCUGGUUUUAAACGACACCAUGAACAUUUUAGUGCUGUCAAACGAUUAAUCGAAGGCGAAUCCCGUGCAAAAGAAACGCUUCAGUCUACAUGGUGUUAGUGCUGGGCGACGAUUGAUCGCAUGCGAAAGAAACCUUUUUGUUUAUGUAACGUGUGUGUGUGUGUGUGUGUGUGUGUGUGCAGUAAAUAUUUAUGUAAAUAUGUAAACACUCACAUGCUAUAUUUUGAAAAUAUUCACUUUAUAUUCAUAUAAUUUCUAUUAUAUAUAAAUAU